AUGGCGUCAUUCACUGUGCGAGACGAUGACCCGAGGCUGGUGGAGCUGGAGUUCCGCCAGGACUUCACGCCCGACGAGCUGGUGCAGUACCGGCAGACCUUCGUCAAGUACGACGAAAACAAGAGCGGCGCCCUCGAGACCUUUGAGCUCAACGUCAUGUUCGAGGAGUGGGGCCAGCCCAAGACCGCGCUCCAGCUGCGCCAGCUCAUCGCCGAAGCCAACACCAGCAACACCGGCGCCAUCAACUACCGCGAAUUCCUCAACGUCAUCCUCAAGGACAAGAAGGGCACCUCCAAGGGUCCCUGGACUGGCUUCGCCUCUGCUGUCGGCAAGGUGCAUGAUGACAAGAAGGCGGUGGGCAAGAAGGCCAACUUCUUCGAGCAGGAGAUCGCCAAGCAGGCGGGCGACCCGCUUGAGGAGGAGAAGCGACGGAUCGCUCAGGAGGAGAAGCGCAAGGCCGAAGAGGAGCGCAAACGCAAGGAGCGCGUGGCUGCUGGCCUCGCCAAGCUCAAGGCCAACAUCAACGGUUGA
Molecule: messenger RNA, 531 nt
Organism: Acanthamoeba castellanii str. Neff
Lineage: Eukaryota; Discosea; Longamoebia; Acanthamoebidae
Product: EF hand domain containing protein
Exons: 2
Coding region: 1-531 (176 amino acids)
Molecular function (GO): calcium ion binding
Source: RefSeq, a predicted model, not a curated record